Molecule: messenger RNA, 4531 nt
Organism: Aspergillus pseudonomiae
Lineage: Eukaryota; Fungi; Ascomycota; Eurotiomycetes; Eurotiales; Aspergillaceae
Gene: bud4
Product: putative GTP binding protein (Bud4)
Exons: 4
Coding region: 464-4402 (1312 amino acids)
Molecular function (GO): GTP binding
Source: RefSeq, a predicted model, not a curated record
UUUUUUUUUUUUUCUUUUUCUUUUUUAUUUCCCUCCCCCUUGUGACGCAUUCCUGCAAGCCUGUUACGAUUGUUACGAACAAAUCAAGCGCUCCCCAACUCAAUUUAAAUUGACUUCGUAUCUUGAAUUUCAAAGCGACUUUGUCUUCUCAGCUUUUGUUGUUGUUGUUUAUCAAAAUCAGGUAAGGCGCGUCAUUCCAGCAGCAAGGGAUGUCAACGUCGGAGAUUCUUAUGUUUCAUCCGAACUAUGCGAUGAGGAAACAAGCGGCACUGACAUCUUAACCCAGCGCUUUUUUUCUCCUCACUUGUCUUGGGCUGCAUCACAACAGAAUAAAAAUUCCCGGUCAAGAUGGGUAGUGGUACUGGCCAACGCCCACUUUCCGAAGUGAGUCCAAUGGCUCAACGACGAAACUCGCCUGUCUGGAAUCAGAGCACAAAGGUACGUGAUUACUACUCUUUGUAAGAUGUUUACAGGGCUGACGGUGGUCGCGCAGAUGGCGAGGAACAGUACGGACGCUUACGACGUCAAAGCGUCCCCGCGUCUGUUUUGGCAAGGGCGAGAAUCUGGAUCUCCAUUCCCCAGAACCCAAGAAAACCAAGUCCCUUAUGACCCCGAGUCUCCAUUUUCCAGCUCGAAGCGACCAUCUAUUGAAAACUUGAAGCGGCAGUCGCGCGUCAGGAAUAGCAACAUGCUCCGCGACUAUAACCAGGAGUACGACCCAACAAAUGUCUAUGUACCGCACAGACCCUUAGCUACAACGCGUUCGCCGCAGAAAGAAGCGCAAAGCACACCAACGUCGCAAAUGUCGAACAGGCAAGAAACUGGCCCAGUAGGCCCAAGGCCGCCAUCACCAAGCAAGGAGCAGGCACCUCCAGCCAAGUCGUCUUUGUCCCGUGCAAGCCGUUUUGGCGUUAAGGACAUGGGGUUUGACCCAGAGAACGAAAUCUGGUCUGAUGCGGACAACAGACACGCUAAAAGCGUCACCUUCGAUGCCGCCCCCCCUCAGGUCAACGAGUACGAAAUGACAACACCCGACCCGUCUUCCAUCGCCUCUGAUUCUCGCGAAGGCAGCUAUGAGUCUGAUGAGGACGAGUUCCCGGACAUCAGUUUCGAUCGCGACUCACUAACAGACCGCGAGGAUAGCUUUGAUGCCUCUCUAGAGGACCUUGAGAAGACCCCAGUCGUAUUGCCAGAGGACUGGCGUUACAUGAGUCCAUCCAGCGCAAACGACGAAUUGGUCAAAGAGGACGAAGACCCCUUCACUGAAGAUGAGGAAAGCCAUAAUCCGGAUCCCCGGCCUUCGUCGCGACAAGAGACAUCUGAGAAACAGGCUCCUGUUGAAUCUGUGGACUCAAAUGGCGAGCCUCGCCCCCUUCCUCCUCUCCCAGGGCGUACAUCUUUCCCGCCACAGCCUUCGUCCCCCAGUAAGCUGGCUUCGGCAUUUGAGCUCGGGAGUGGUGGUCAGCGGGUUCUGCCAUCCCCUCCAGGACCAGCUUCCUACAGCAAAUCAGAAAUCACAGAAUUUGGCCAUUCCUCGAUGCCGCUGGAGGACAGGCUGCGCUUGAUGAUGAUACAAGAGAACGGACAGGAGGAUGUUAAACCGGAACAUCAAGAUAUUGAGGUGCAUUCGAAGCAUGAUGAUGACGAACAAGACGGGACUGAACCUCACUCCAAUCAACCAGAGCAGCAGGACACUGAGGCUACAGAUGAAGCUCCCCAAGCUGCCCCAGAGGUCUUUUCACCACCACAUAUUUCCAGGGAUGAUAUCCUGCGUGACCUCCGAAGAAGCGAAAGCUUCAUGGACGACUCGUUUGACGAGUCUUCCCAGAUCCCUUCCAGCCCUCAUUCCUAUAUGAAUUAUGACCCAGAUGUCCCGAUUCCGUCACUUGAAAAUGAUGAUGACAUGCUUGACGACGGCGACGAUUACGAUGACACCAAUAGCGUGAUAAUCAAACAAGAAGAAGAACAUGAAAACGAUCUUUACGACAUCCCCGAUUAUUAUGGAACAAUUCCGUCGAAGGAUUCCUCCUUCAAGAGUCUAAAGGAUAAGCUGACCAGCGAUGACGAGAGCCGGUAUUCCAGCCAGCAGAUGGAGGAUGACUUGACAGAGAAAGGCAGCUCUCGGAAUUCUGACGCAGGAAAGGCCACGCCCGUCCCUGCAGAUCAGGAUGACAAGGCUUUGUGCGAGGCGACACCCCAGGAGACCCAGGCAGAGCCCGCACCGGGCUCCAAAAUGUCAACCAUCAAAGAGGCAUUGCAACGCCCAGUAACCCCCGAGGAUGAUGGCCAAAUCUCAGAGCCCUCAACUCCAGAUUCUGUGAUCCGUCAUCCUAUUGACGAUGAUAGCGAUACAGAAGUUCUACCGGAAGAAAGUGUUCCUGAUCCAAUUGCGACAGUCAAAGCCCCUGGAACGGGUCUUAAAACACGACCGUCAUUGACCCCAGCUGAUUUGGAAUCCAUGGCUGCCACUCGCCGUAGAAUAAGCGGACAACAUCCUCCGCCAAUGCCCGGGCUCACCAAGCAGCAAUCCAACGAAUCUGAGCAUUCCGCUCCCGAGGACACCACCCCAUCCCAGCCUGCGAAAGACGUUUCCCAACGACAAAGCAGUCUUGUGAAGCUGGACAUCCCGUUCAGUAUCCAAGAAGAAAGCCUCGGCUUUGGUUUGGACAAAGAGUUCGACCGCGUCAUUGAAAACCAAAAGAGAGGUUACCUCAUGAGACAUAACACGAAAGUUAUCAUUGCAAGCAGCCGCAAUGAAGACGAGCCUGCCACUGCUCCUGGAGCUGCCCCGGCCGACUCUAGAGGGACAAAGUCGGCUAUACCCACACCCCGGAAAGCAAGCCAGCAAACAUGGACCACUGUGCCUUGGAACGGACAAACUCGCCGUGCAAGCAUUAGGCAAGCUAGCGGAAUCCGCAAGAAGCCUGUUCCUGGACCUGUGCCCCCUCUUCCAGGCCAGCAGAGCAAUGUCCAAGAAAACCCAGCGACAAUCGAAGAAAACGAGCCUGCUUUGAAUGGGGCGUUGGAUGAAGGAGAAGAGCGAGGUCGUCUAUUCGUCAAGGUCGUUGGGAUGAAGUAUCUAGAUCUGCCGCUCCCACGAGGCGAGAGAUCGUACUUCUCUCUGACCCUCGACAACGGCCUUCACUGCGUUACUACGGCUUGGUUGGAACUCGGAAAGACAGCCCCGGUCGGGCAGGAAUUCGAAUUGAUUGUGCAAAACGACCUAGAGUUUCAGUUGACUUUACAGAUGAAGGUCGAUGAUGAAAAAUUCAGAGUCCAAGAGCCUCCUCCAACAGCAUCGCCCGCGCGACAGAAAACGUCCACUUUCAGCAGGGUGUUUGCUUCCCCUCGCAAGCGAAAGGAAUUGGACAUGAAACACCAACUGGCUUCCCAACAGCAGAAGAGUAAAGAUGUCAACGCAGGUGUCUGGGAGCGCCUCAGAACUCUGAUUGCUAGAGACGGUAGUUUCGCUCGUGCAUAUGUAGCGCUGAGCGAUCAUGAAAAACAUGCUUUCGGCCGCCCUUACACGGUCGAUGUGGCCUGCUUCAAUGAAUGGGCCGUUGAAGACCAGCCAAGCAGUGUUAAGAGCAAGAAGAGUACCUCUAGCGCUACUUCCCAACGGCGGCCUCCGUACAAGAUUGGCAAGCUAGAGCUGCAGCUGUUGUUUGUCCCCAAGCCAAAAGGUGCGAAGGAUGAUGAUAUGCCGAAGAGCAUGAACGCUUGCAUUCGAGAAAUGCGUGAAGCGGAGAGUGUUUCAUCCCGUAGCUGGGAAGGAUUCUUGUCUCAGCAGGGAGGCGACUGUCCCUUCUGGCGUCGCCGCUUCUUCAAACUCCAAGGCUCCAAAUUGACCGCAUAUCAUGAGACCACCCGUCAGCCUCGUGCGACAAUCAACCUCUCAAAGGCCGCCAAGCUUAUCGAUGACAGAUCGUCCUUGAUGCAGAAGGAGACCACAACCAAGGGCGGUGGACGUCGCAAGUCUGCCUUUGCCGAAGAGGAGGAGGGUUACAUGUUUGUGGAAGAAGGAUUCCGUAUCCGCUUCGGCAACGGCGAAGUGAUCGACUUUUAUGCGGAUAGUGCCGCCGACAAGGAAGGCUGGAUGAAAGUAUUGGCCGACGCUGUGGGUAAGGGCUCUUCGGGAAGCAGUCAAGUUAAGCAGUGGACCGAGCUCGUACUCAAGCGUGAGCGGAGCGUCAAGACGAGACGGGAAACGACGGAUCGACGUUUCGAUGGGCCUCCUCCCCCACCCGUCAAAAAAGAUAAAGAUCUUGCGCCUCCACCGACAUCCACGGCGCCGGCGCCGGCAGCCGCACCGCCACGAGCUAAGCAUCGCUACACCCAGUCGCAACCCGAAGUUCGCAGUGCGGACACUCGACGCCAGAAAGCGCGCUCCUUGAUUUUCUAAACCCGCCAACUGGUUGGAUUGACUUCUACCCGUCUUUGAAUCUUCUUCUGUGUUACAACUUGUCAUAUUGGCCUUGUCUUCUCAUCCUUCUAUUGUGCAUUCUUGAUUUGUUUGCUCUUUCUUUUGUCU